Molecule: messenger RNA, 1582 nt
Organism: Sphaerulina musiva SO2202
Lineage: Eukaryota; Fungi; Ascomycota; Dothideomycetes; Mycosphaerellales; Mycosphaerellaceae
Exons: 4
Coding region: 512-1540 (342 amino acids)
Cellular component (GO): cytoplasm
Molecular function (GO): glutathione transferase activity
Source: RefSeq, a predicted model, not a curated record
GUACCGCAAUGGCAGCCGUCCUCGAAGGGUACUACGACUAAACUCGUCAGCAUCGCCCGUGGCAUACCAUAGUGGUUCCGACACUGCACUGCUACUCCUCGAGAUCCGGCACUUCACUAUGCCACCAUGCUGCGCCAAACAACAGCAUCGCCGCUAUUGUUCGGCCUGAGCAGCCGGACAGAAACACUCCAGUCACUGAAAAUAGGGAUAUACUAUGCUGUCAAGGCCUGGAGCCGUCUUCGCCUUGGCAUCUGGGCACACGCAGACACCGCUGGUGGAGAAAGAUAUCCAGAGCCCGUGGGAUACAAUCAGAUGAAAGCUUGUGUGCUUGGUCAGGGAAAAUUCCGUCCGUCUUACAAAAGCUCAUCAUCACUGUGCAUGACAAACCGACGACUCCCGGACCCGAAUCUGACCCGACUCACUACAUAUAUGCACAGAAAACUUCACCUCCAUACUGAUCCCAUAUCAAAAGCCCCAUCUUCUCCACAUAUCAUUCUCACCAUCAAUCACCAUGUCCCAACCCACUGGCACAGUGGUCCACAAGCACGCCGACGCAGAUGGACACUUCCGCCGCAAAGCCAGUUCAUUCCGCGACACGAUUUCCAAAGAUCCCCAGUCCAAGUACCCGGCUGAGUCCGGUCGAUAUGCUUUGUACAUGAACUAUGGGUGUCCCUGGGCGCACCGAACGUCCAUUGUUCGAGCUCUGAAGGGUCUGGAAGAUCAUAUUCAGAUGAUUGCGACCGAUUUUGAUCUGACGAGUGAAGGUUGGACUUUUACUGGCAACCACGGCUCCGAUAUCAAAGAUCCUCUGUUCGGCUUCACAAAAAUCAAAGAAUUGUACCUCAAGGUAAAUCCAGAAUACACGGGAAGAUUCACUGUACCAUGUCUAUUCGACAAAAAGACACAAACAAUCGUCAACAACGAAUCGAGCGAAAUCAUCCGAAUGCUAUAUACCGAAUUCGACGAUUUGCUUCCACACGAGCUCAAAGAAGAGACCAAAAAAGAAGGAGGACUCUACCCCGAGCAUUUGCGAAAAGAUAUCGACGAGAUGAAUGACUGGGUCUACAACACAAUCAACAACGGCGUCUACAAAUGCGGUUUCGCCCGAUCCCAAGAAGCCUACAACGCCAACAUCUACCCACUCUUCCAAUCCCUUGAUCGGGUAGAAGCCCAUCUCUCCUCAUCCGAUCAUCAACCCUUCCUCUUCGGCUCCCACAUCACAGAAGCCGACGUCCGCCUCUUCACCACCCUCAUCCGAUUCGACGCAGCGUACCACACCAUUUUCAACACCAACCUCAAAAGCAUCCGACAUGAUUAUCCCAACAUUCACCUCUGGCUUCGCAGACUCUAUUGGGAUGAUACCGACUUGACCAAAGGAGUCUUUCGGCGAUUUACCAAUUUUGAUGCGUAUAAAUAUGGGUACGCGAGGAUGACUUAUCGCAUGAUUAGUGGGGGAAGCGAUGAGGGUUUGGAGAGUGCGGUGAUUCCAGCGGGUCCGGCUUUCAAUAUUGAGCCGUUGCAGGAGCAUGAAAAGCUGUAAGGUAGUGAAAUGCAGUCGCAAUAUGAAUUUGAUACCCCUCCC